Messenger RNA from Zychaea mexicana, 2507 nucleotides. RefSeq names its product eukaryotic translation initiation factor 3 subunit 8 N-terminus-domain-containing protein. Gene Ontology annotation, cellular component: eukaryotic translation initiation factor 3 complex. The transcript is spliced from 4 exons. Gene Ontology annotation, biological process: translational initiation. The record is from RefSeq and is a predicted model, not a curated record. Lineage: Eukaryota; Fungi; Mucoromycota; Mucoromycetes; Mucorales; Lichtheimiaceae. The coding region runs from base 55 to 2424 and encodes 789 amino acids. Gene Ontology annotation, molecular function: translation initiation factor binding; RNA binding; translation initiation factor activity.
CAACAGCAAGCAAACCCUCCACCCUUUGUAAAAAAAAAAAAGGUCUCCUUAACGAUGUCGCGAUUCUUCCGUUCGGUGUCUGAUUCAGAAAGCGAUUCAGAAUCUUCUGAUAACGAGUCUUUCAUUUCAGAUGAGGAAUUGUCCUCAGAGGCUGAAGAGUCGGAUGAAGAAGAACAAGCCCAAGAAGAGCAGCCCAAAAAAUCUCGAUUUUUGAAAGGUGCUGAAAGCGACUCGGACGAAGAAUCCGAUGAAGAAUUCGGUCGUAAGCGUCAGGUGAAAUCGGCUCUCGACAAGCGUCUUGAUGAAAUGAACAGCUCUCUCAAGGCGAUCGAAAACGGUCAAAAGAACAACGAUUGGAAUCUUAUCUCGUCUGAAUUCGACAAGUUGACCGCCAGCGUAAACAAGGCGACGUCCGGUUUCGAUGCGAUCCCUACUCCUAAAUUCUAUAUCAAGACUAUUGUCGAAAUUGAGAAUAUGUUGCAGGAAGCCCCCAAGGAAAAGGCUGGCGGCAAAAAGAAGGGCGCUGCGUCAAAGGGAUUGACCAACGUGAAGCAAAAGAUGCGAAAGAUCACUAAGCAGUACGAGCAACAGAUUGCCGAAUACAAGAAGGAUCCUGAGGCAUUCAUGGCUGAGAAGGAAGAGAAGCCCGAGAGCCCUACACCAAAGGAUUCGAAGCCCAAGGCUGCUACUGCUACUGCUACUGUCGAUGAGUCUGAAUUGGAUGGUUUCACUUCUGUUGGAAAGGGUGGAAAGACGAUUGUUCCUAUAACGGCCGAUAACAUCUUUGUCAAGUUGCGUGAAGUCAUGGAGAGCCGUGGCAAGAAGAAUACUGACCGUGAUGAGCAAAUUACCACCCUCGAGCGUCUUCUCGAAGCAGCCGAAUCAUCAUUCCAAAAGAUUCUCGUUCUCUUGGCUCUUAUCCCAUCGCGUUUCGACGUUAACCUCAGCAUGGCCGAGCAUAUGCAGGUCGAUGUCUGGAAGAAGGUUGAGACCGAAGUGAAUCUUUUGCUCAGCAUUCUGGAAAAGGAGACCUCGUUUGUUGUCCGUGAGGAUGCUGACGAACUUGAUCAUGAUGACAAAGACAUCGUUCCUGAGAAGGGCCAAACUAUCUACAUUCGCGGCUCCAUUAUCAGUUUAGUCGAGCGUUUGGAUGACGAAUUCACAAAGUCGCUGCAGAGCAUCGAUCCUCACACCACGGAUUACAUCGACCGCUUGCGUGAUGAGCCAGCCUUGUAUGCCGUCUUGGUGAGAGCACAAGCAUACAUUGAGACAAACAACAUGCUCGGAAACUUGCCUAGAAUCAUCAUCCGCCGAUUAGAGCAUUUGUACUAUAAGCCCAACCAAGUCAUCCAGUCGACAGAAAAGAUCUCCAAGUCACUUUUGCCCGAUUACAUCAAAUCGAACGUUAUUACUGUCGAAGAGCCUUCACAGUUGGUUCACCAGCUGUGCACAUACCUCUACAAGCAGAACAUGUCAGUCCUCCGCACCCGUGCAAUGUUAUGUCACAUCUACCACUAUGCUCUUCACAAGCAUUUCCACACCGCCCGCGACAUGUUGCUCAUGUCCCAUUUGCAAGAGUCUAUCCACCAAGCCGACAUUUCUACACAAAUUUUGUAUAACCGCACAGUGGUCCAGAUUGGUCUGUGCGCAUUCCGCGACGGUUUGAUUAAGGAGGCACAUGCCUGCUUGCAGGAGAUCCAGGGCUCCGGUCGAGUAAAGGAGUUGCUCGCACAGGGCGUCCAGGCACAGCGAUACGGUCAGCAGACCACGCCAGAACUCGAGCAGCUUGAGCGUCAACGUCAGCUUCCAUUCCAUAUGCACAUUAACCUUGAGCUCCUCGAAUGCGUAUUCCUGACUUGCUCCAUGCUCCUCGAAAUUCCCGCACAAGCACAAGCUGGUCCCAACAACAAGCGAACGAUCUCCCGUCCCUUCCGCCGACUCCUCGACUACAACGAGCGCCAGGCAUUCGCUGGUCCUCCCGAGAACACCAGAGAUCACAUCAUGAGCGCGGCCAAGGCACUUGCAUCCGGCGAGUGGGAACGUGCCCGCGAUUACAUUUUGGCUAUCAAAAUUUGGAACCUGAUGCCCGAGACCCAGGAGAUUAAGGAUAUGCUUGUCCACAAGAUCCAGGAAGAAGGCCUCCGCACAUAUCUGUUUACCUACGCAUCCUACUACUCAACCCUUGGCCUCGCACAACUCGCAAAUAUGUUCGAUCUACCAGUAGCACGAGUGUCGGCUAUCGUCGCAAAGCUCAUCUGGAACGAAGAAUUAUCGGCUUCGCUGGAUCAGGUUUCGCAGGCUGUCGUGUUGCACCGAGUAGAGCCCUCGCGACUCCAAGUUUUGUCACUCCAGUUCGCUGAAAAGGCUGCAAACUUAGUAGAUCAGAAUGAACGUCUCUUGACCACUGGCCGCGAUCGGCAAUAGUUCAUUAUCGCUCUUCUCUCUUUCUCUCAACCAACCACUCUGCCUUGUUGUGUAUAACGUUUUUGCAGUAAAAUAAAAAGUUU